Messenger RNA from Baudoinia panamericana UAMH 10762, 315 nucleotides. RefSeq lists its product as uncharacterized. The annotation marks the transcript as partial. The transcript has 2 exons. Gene Ontology annotation, molecular function: DNA-binding transcription factor activity, RNA polymerase II-specific; RNA polymerase II cis-regulatory region sequence-specific DNA binding; zinc ion binding. NCBI's taxonomy places the organism in Eukaryota, Fungi, Ascomycota, Dothideomycetes, Mycosphaerellales, Teratosphaeriaceae. The record is from RefSeq and is a predicted model, not a curated record. Gene Ontology annotation, biological process: negative regulation of transcription by RNA polymerase II; positive regulation of transcription by RNA polymerase II.
UGCAGCAACUGCGGCACGACCAAAACCCCACUGUGGCGACGCUCACCCACCGGCUCCAUCAUCUGCAACGCCUGCGGCCUCUACUACAAAGCCCGGAAUCAAAUGCGACCCGUAGGCCUGAAACGCGUUCAGCAGGCACAGAUCACGAAUGUAGUUGUCGCGUGCCAGAACUGCGGGACGACUAUCACUCCGCUAUGGCGGCGAGACGAAGCGGGGCAUACCCUUUGUAACGCCUGCGGACUUUAUCAGAAACUGCACGGCGCGCAUCGACCCGUGCAGAUGAAGAAACCGGAGAUCAAGCGGCGGAAACGCAUU